This is a messenger RNA of Cladocopium goreaui, 831 nucleotides long. Lineage: Eukaryota; Dinophyceae; Suessiales; Symbiodiniaceae. The record is from the annotation of a GenBank genome assembly.
AUGAGGAGCUGGCCUGCCACGUCCUUUGUCUUGGAUUGCUCCAAUGAGUCCAUCAACAGCUUGGAUCCAGAUUGCAUGCGGUUGCGAGAUCUCUUCGUGGGCAAGGAGGUUUUAGGCUCCAGUGUCACCGAAGACUGUGGCAUUCCGUACGAGACAGAGAACCCCUUCAAGCGCGUUAAGCGAGUGAUCUACGUUCACGACUCUCGUGAUGGAUUGUGGUAUCAUUGCUGUGAAUAUCGGCCUCCCUUUGGCUAUUUUUCUCACCGGACUCCCGCACCAAAGUUGGAAGCUGAAGACGUGAGUUUGGGAUCCAUGGCCAUGAAGUUCGCUUCGGGCCUUUUCUCCAAAAAGAAAAGUAGCACGAGUUCGGAGCAACUGCCGGUUGGACAAGCGCCAGAAACAGAAGGCGACUUCCAGGAACAGCCGCAAGGACCCUUGUUGCAGUGCAAUGUCUUCGAAAACUUGAAGUUGGUGCAGAACAAGGACAUCGGUUCGCGAGAGAGUCUUGGAGAUAUGCCCACGAGGUGUAUGGGCGACGAGGCGGUGCUGCUGCGUCGCUUCACCGGCGGCUCCAAACGCAAGGAGCCCCAGAACCCCUUGGAUCCAACAGGGCUUCCCAAGGACACAGAGUGUGUGGACGUUGGGCCUAAAGGGACCCCAACAGUUCUGGGAAAAAACUACGCGGUCUUCAUGCUCCAAGCCCCAUGGCCUGCGUGGCCGUUGUCUUCUUUGGUUGUGGCGAAGUUCAACAUCAGAAGGGAGAAUCGCAGCUUCCGUCGUGGCCUUGAGAGCAGAGAUACAUGGAUCGCCCUCAGAUUUGUGUCAGACUAA